Molecule: messenger RNA, 431 nt
Organism: Aspergillus nidulans FGSC A4
Lineage: Eukaryota; Fungi; Ascomycota; Eurotiomycetes; Eurotiales; Aspergillaceae
Product: cytochrome c oxidase subunit 7
Exons: 5
Coding region: 44-274 (76 amino acids)
Cellular component (GO): mitochondrial inner membrane
Source: RefSeq, a predicted model, not a curated record
AACCUCUCACAACCUUGCUUCAUCGCACUCCUACACCGUCAAAAUGCUUCGCACCGCUCCUCGCAUGGCCGGGUUCGUGUUCCGUGAGAACCGUGUCCCUUACUACCAACGUCUCUUCCAGCAGCACGACGGCAAGCGCCAGUGGUGGAAGACCUCUCGUUCCGGUUGGGUCAUGUAUCCUUACCUCAUCUCCGUCUAUGGCAUGGGUGUUGCUUGCACCUACGCCAUGGGCCGUAUGGUCUUUGGCCACAAGACCUGGUUCGGCGAGAAAUAGAUUGACUUCUCUGUACUAUCGAGACUCCGUAUCGCCCAUACAGGCUGUCAUGAGCUGAAUGACGGUGUACCUCUAAAUCAUGAUGGGCUAGUUAAGUGGGAGACUAUCGAGGUUGUAUAUAAGCUAGAGUCCCAAUGUGAACCUUUUCCCAGUUUUA